GCUUUGAGCUGGGGGUUGGAGACGAUAUACACGCGCGGGUUGCCGUUCUCGUAUUUGCGUGACUCGUGACUUGGUCUUACCCCAAUUUCCCAUGUCCAGUCCCGAGGCCUUGGGAGGGCUGGGGCGCAAGAUGAACAAGGAUUCUAUUCGGGGAAAAUCAUGCCGGCUUCCCGGGGCUGGCCUGGGCGUCCUUGACCAAGAUGAGGAUGAGAGGCGGGGGUCGCCGAUAUUCGGGGAAGUUGGAAACGGCGUCCCGAUCGGUCUAGCUGAGUCAAGUGUCAUAUACAACAACCCUUGCAAGGCAGGGCAGGGCACAAGUCACCAGCAUGUCGUGACUGACUGUCUGUUCAGUCGACUAAGUGGUGAGAGCGGGAUUUACAAGACGUGGGAAACGGUUUGCGGAAACCCCCAAUUGUGGCUGCGGGGAGGCAGACUGAGGAGCGAAUCACGAGUUUCCGAUGUCGCGACCUGGGGGUGGUUGAGAUCAGAGAAGUUGGAAAGCCGCAUGCGAGGUUUUACUCAUCCUGUCGCAGUUGAGUGAAUUGAAUCUAAAGCCACCACUGCCC
Lindgomyces ingoldianus is the source of this 566-nucleotide messenger RNA. RefSeq lists its product as uncharacterized. The record is from RefSeq and is a predicted model, not a curated record. NCBI's taxonomy places the organism in Eukaryota, Fungi, Ascomycota, Dothideomycetes, Pleosporales, Lindgomycetaceae. The transcript has a single exon. The coding region runs from base 92 to 541 and encodes 149 amino acids.